UGGCAUCGCUGAACUCAUCGUCCCCUAGCAAACCCUCGGCCACACACGCCCACCCACAGCCGCCUCGUCCGCAGGCGAUCCCCGCAACACCUUCCCCUUCCUUCCUCCAAACCCUAGCACAGGCUCUCAUGUCCACCGCCGCGAACGCCCCCCGCCCCGUCUCCCUCUCCCUCUCCGGCGACGACUCCUCCCCGACGUCCUCCGGCGACGACUCCUCCCCGUCCUCCUCUUCCUCCGCCGCUGCCGCUGGUGGUGGUGCGGGCGCCGACGACCCCGCCCCCGUCGACCAAGUCGCCCCGGGCUCCGGCGGCUCCGCCGCCGCCGCCGGGGAUGGCGACGCCACGGACGUCCCCACCUCGCCGCGCAUUGGCAUGUUCUUCGAGACGGAGGAGGACGCGUACGAGUUCUACAAGGCGUACGCCGCGCGGCUCGGCUUCGUGGUCCGCAAGUCGAACAAGUCCAAGAACUCGCGGCACACCGUCACCCGCCGCCUGUUCGUCUGCUCCAAGCAGGGGUUCCGCCAGGAGCCCAAGAGGCCUCAGGACGAGGCCGCCGCCGCCGAUGCCGCCGCGUCGCCCCCGCCCCCGCGGUGCCCGGACUCGCGCACGGGGUGCCUGGCGUCGCUCACCAUUAAGCUCCUCCCUUCGGCCAACGCGUUCCGCGUCACCGACUUCGUCGCCGAGCACAACCACCCCCUCGCCUCCGCGGCGCCCGCCGUGUCGCUGGCCUUGCUGCCACCGAGCUCGUCGCACCACACCAUCGCGGCAGUGGCGAGCCUGCCGGACCCGAGGGACGGGCCGCGCACUGACAUGCACUUUGAGACCGAGGACGAUGCCUAUGCUUUCUACAACCGGUAUGCCGAGCAUGUGGGCUUCAGCGUCCGUCGCUCCUACAAGAAGCGCAAGCGUGGGGUGAUUGUGUCUCGGAUCUUUGUUUGUUCCCGUGAGGGAGUUAGUGACCGUGCCAAGCACGAGAGUGUAGCCAUUGUCAGCAACAAUGCUAGCACAGGGGCAUCAGGCACACAUAGACCAGGCCCGCCACCAACACGGACAGGGUGCCAGGCAAGAAUGGUGAUCAAGAUCACUCCAUGCCGGACAUACCGGGUCGCAAAGUUCUUCGCAGAGCAUAAUCAUCCACUUGCCAAUCCGGAUAGUGUGCAUAAGCUGCGGUCACACAAAAUGAGGGCUCGGGCACAUGAGCUUGGUGCAGGGGAACUGCAUCGCAGGAAGCAAGGAAAGGGUGUGCAACUUGGGGAUGUCGGGGCUGCACUGCAAUACUUGGAGGAACUGCAGGUAGGGAACCCUUCAGUGUAUUAUGCGGUAGGAAUGGGGCCUGAUGGGAAAUCAGCUGCAAAUUUCUUCUGGGCUGAUGCAAAUUCAAUGAUCGACUUCAGGAGCUUUGGUGAUGUUGUUUGCUUUGAUACAACAUAUGGGUUAAAUGGGUAUGGGAGGCCAUUUGCAUUGUUUGUUGGUGUGGACAACCACAAGCAGAUGCUUGUGUUUGGUGCAGCGCUGCUAUAUGAUGAGAGCAUUGAAUCAUUGAAAUGGGUAUUCAAGGCAUUUGCUGAUGCAAUGCGUGGUAGGCAGCCAGACACUAUUUUGAUUGAUGAGCGUCCUGAGUGUGCUAUUGCAGCAUCAGAGGUUUGGCCAAGAAGCAGCCAUUGCACAAGUGUGUGGCAUAUCUACCACAACUCAAAGAGGAACUUGAAGCAGGUAUUUGAAGGCUCAAAGAGUUUUGCCAAUGCUUUGAACCAUUGUCUCUUUGAAUGUGAUGAUGAGAUGGAAUUCUUGUCGGCAUGGGAAAAGCUAAUUGAGAAGCACGAUGUAGGUGAAAAUGAGUGGCUCAGUAAACUUUUUCUGGAGAAAGAAAAAUGGGCUUUGCCAUAUUGGAAAGCCUUGUUUUCUGCUGAUGUCCUCACCACUCUUAGGAAGGAUAAUAUGAUUAAUGAUAUUAAACGGGAGCUCAGUGAGCAAGAAGAUACUUUGCAAUUCUUAAGGCGCUAUGAGACCAUGCUGGAAGAGCAUCGGUCAAAGAAAUUGCAGGCAGAUGUUGAUGGCAGCCAGGUGACUUUGCCAAUCCCAUCCUUGCGAAUGCUAAAGCAAGCCUCAAGUGCAUACACGCCUGAAGCUUUCAAGAUGUUCCAGGGUGAGUUUGAGGCUUACAUGAAUUGCAUGUCCUUCCCAUGUGGUGGACUUGGCACAAUCUCCGAGUAUAAAAUAACGCUUGAUGAGAGACCAUCAGAGAGCAUUGUGAAAUUUGAUGCACUAGAUGGCUCAGCUACGUGCAGCUGCAGGAAGUUUGAAUCUGUUGGAAUUCAAUGCUGUCAUGUGCUAAAGGUACUUGAUCUCAAGAAUAUCAAGGAGCUCCCAGAACAAUAUAUUUUGAGGAGAUGGAGAAAAGACGCCCGCUCUAUUAGAAUGGGGGAAGAACCUUCUGGUGGAUCAAGUUGUAGCAUGCGUUCACCCUCAGAAGUCCGCUUCAAUAGUAUGUGUCGUUUUCUUAGCUUGAUAGCUUCAAGGGCUGCCAGAUCUGAGGAGGCAACGUCUUACAUCGAAAGUCAGUCAAGCGAUCUUCUGAAACAUCUAGAUGAUAUUUUACAAACAGGCUAUCCUGAUAUAGGAAAUCAUGCUCUUGCUUCAAGUAGUCAAGCAAUUUCUUUUGUGGGUAACCAACUUCCUGACCAUACGUCACAAGCAAGAGGAGUUCCACAGACUAAAAAUGGUUUGAUGGGGGUUUGACAAAGCAAUUGCAGUCUGGACAAUACUGGUUACUAUGGUACGCAGCUAUUUGCCAUCACCUUUUACAUGCCAGAAUUGUACAAUACUAUGUGGUAUGUAGCAAUUUUGUACACAACUUGAAUCAUAACUUGCCAUUAGAACUGUAUUAUUCUUUUUAAGCUAGUGAUCUAGUCCCAUUCUCUGAUGCCAUGUGUCCAAUUAAUAGUAAGUCUUGGUACUUCACUACUUCCCUAUUCUUAUAUAUAUGCAUCUAAUAGAGCAAAGUCAAGAAAAUGUUUUGAUAACAGCAUAAUACAGAUGUUAUUUGUGCUUAAUGUGUCCAACCACUCACAUAUGCCAUGUUACUGUAUAUGGGUUAUGGUGGUCAUAGUUGGCAUGUAGAGGACUGCUAUAUUAAUGUAAGCAUAGUUUAUGGUGAGUAAUUUGAUAAGUUUUUCCUUUUAAUUCAACAUAAUUGUCCAAAAAACUACAAUAACAAGAAAUAUUUUACUCUAUUAGUUUAAUAUUUUUUGUGCUUUCUGGCCUACCUCCUUCUGAUACAUUUGCUUGUCCCUUUACCUUUUGUUAUAAUUGGUUUAAACAUUGAAUUAACAUUGUUGCCUGUUUUCACUUCUGAAGCUACUGAAUGUUUUGGCUAUUACACUUUGAAUGUUAGAGCUAAUGUUAAGUUUCCAUGUGUCAGUUUCUUAUUGUUGGUGAAUCCAUUACUUGAUGAGUGCUUCUUUGUAAGUACCGAUAAUUUGCUUGUUUCUUAACUUUAGGACUGACAUCAUUGUGAGGGAUUUUCAGCGGGUGCUGAGUUUGUAAAAUCCAGCAGUCAAUUGGGAUUAACCAGAUGGUUCUUUGUAGUGUUAGUCAAAUGCAGGAGUAUGGCUAGGAUUUGUACAAUAGUUACCUGGCACCAUGUUGAUGUAAGCAAGUUUAUUCUGUAGAUCCCAUCUUUGUCAAAUCUACUUUGGUAGCUGUUCUGCUAAAUAUAACCAAUUCUGAUGUCUCUAUGCUUUAGCGUUUUGCCAUGGCCUUUUAUGGUUGUUCAAUUAUGUGGAUUAGAGAAAAUCAGUAGUGUAUUUUGAAGACUGUUGCCCUUCAAAGGUACAAGGAACAAUUUUCGUGUAACA
This is a messenger RNA of Oryza brachyantha (malo sina), 3856 nucleotides long. Its product is annotated as protein FAR1-RELATED SEQUENCE 5-like. The record is from RefSeq and is a predicted model, not a curated record. The transcript has 2 exons. Gene Ontology annotation, biological process: regulation of DNA-templated transcription. Lineage: Eukaryota; Viridiplantae; Streptophyta; Magnoliopsida; Poales; Poaceae. Bases 129 to 2738 code for a protein of 869 amino acids. Gene Ontology annotation, molecular function: zinc ion binding.